ACCUUGCUCCAGUUGUCGUGCACGCGCAGUGUCAGUACUCGAGACGGUCAUGGCCUUCAUCACACACCGGUUCUUCAGAUCUCUGUCAUCGUCUGCUGCUCGACAUGCAGCGAUUAAACAUGUCACCGUUAUCGGAGGCGGGCUGAUGGGUGCAGGCAUUGCACAGGUUGCUGCAGCCACGGGACAUUCGGUUGUCCUGGUGGACAUGUCUGAAGACAUCUUAAAGAAGACUUUCAAGGGCAUCGAGACUAGUUUAAAGAGAGUGGCGAAAAAGAAGUUUGCAGAGAAACCAGAGGAUGGGGAAGCAUUCGUUCAGAAAGUUGUAAAGAACAUCUCCAUAGCCACUGACGCUGCUGCGUCUGUAGCUCAAGGCACUGAUCUCGUGGUGGAGGCUAUCGUAGAAAACGUCAAAGUGAAACAGAAUCUGUUUGGAUCUUUGGACAAGGUCGCUCCAGAGCAUACCAUAUUUGCAAGCAACACGUCCUCCCUGCCCAUCUCAGAGAUCGCCAGUUCCACUUCCAGAUUAGAUCGGUUCGGUGGUCUUCAUUUUUUCAACCCUGUCCCAAUGAUGAAACUGGUGGAGGUGAUUAAGACCCCAACAACAAGUCAACAGACAUUUGUCACUCUUCUUGAGUUCAGCAAAGCUUUGGGGAAACACCCUGUAUCGUGUAAAGACACUCCAGGAUUUAUAGUGAAUCGUCUGCUGGUUCCAUACAUGAUGGAGGCUGUUCGAUUAUAUGAGAGAGGCGACGGCUCCAAAGAAGACAUUGAUGUGGCUAUGAAGCUUGGGGCCGGUUAUCCUAUGGGUCCUUUUGAGCUUCUGGAUUAUGUGGGAUUGGACACUUCAAAGUUUAUUAUCGACGGUUGGCAUGCAAUGGACCCCGAAAACCCACUGUUUGGACCAAGCCCAAUGCUCAACAAACUGGUGUCAGAGGGGAAGCUGGGCAAGAAAACAGGGGAAGGGUUCUAUAAAUACAAAUAAAAGAAGCAACGGCCUGGUCUGGACUGCAAUAAACUAUAAGAACGUGCUACUUGAUUAUAAAUUAACUUUAACUGAUGUAAUCUUAUGUCCUGUUUUUUUCAAGGACGACUAAAAAUACAGUACAAAUUCUGAAUCAGUUGGAACCUGUUAAAUAGGUCUUUAAAAUGAGAAUGUUCUGAACAUCUGUUGACACUACACCCAGUGCCUUGCUGUGAUAAAUGACUGUCACAUUAAAAUAAAUAGUUUGUGAUUGCUGUGAUCAUUGUUAUGGAAACGUCAGAAAAUAGCAAAAGGGUUAUAUAUAACAUUUAGACACGAGAGGUCGUUGUUCUCCAAUUUAUUGUUGGAUGAAAAUAAACCAUGCUGCAUGUGUAAAUUUGGAAAAUGUUGUGCAAGUCUCAUCUGAAAUAAAUGUACUUGUUUUA
Molecule: messenger RNA, 1407 nt
Organism: Triplophysa dalaica
Lineage: Eukaryota; Metazoa; Chordata; Actinopteri; Cypriniformes; Nemacheilidae
Gene: hadh
Product: hydroxyacyl-CoA dehydrogenase
Exons: 8
Coding region: 50-982 (310 amino acids)
Biological process (GO): fatty acid beta-oxidation
Cellular component (GO): mitochondrion
Molecular function (GO): (3S)-3-hydroxyacyl-CoA dehydrogenase (NAD+) activity; NAD+ binding
Source: RefSeq, a predicted model, not a curated record